GGUGUUGAUGUAAUAAAUUCCCCAAUUAGAAAUUAUCUGGUUAAUCUCUGCCAGUUGCCAAUUUACUAAAGAUGGGACAGUUCCUGCCGUUCCUAAAAAUUAAUGCACACAUGUAUUCAGUUCUUCCGUUCCAUCUAGAAGUGUCUGAACUGGAACUGACUCUAGACCACCACAAGAGGGCGCUGACUGGUUGAAGUUUAGACGUGACGUCAGGGAAGGGGGCGUUCAGGAAAGCCGUACAGCAGUACAGUUUUGGCGCGUGUUCGUGCAGCUUUGAUUUUGAACCUGACCUAGUGCUGCGGAAAUUGAUAGUUUAUUGAAACUAUCUUUCUGCCUUAAUCGCCCUCUCUGAACUCUGAACAUGCACAUAUACUUCUGUGGCAGCAUCCGAGGAGGCAGGGAUGACGUGGCUUUAUAUCAGAAGAUUGUCAAAAAAUGCCAGCAGUAUGGUACCGUUCUAACGGAGCACGUUAGCCACGGUGAACUAACGGAAAAAGGUGAGGAUGCAUCUCUUGAGGGGGACAAGGCAAUUCACGACAGGGACAAGGCAAUUCACGACAGAGACAUGAAAUGGCUGGAGAUGUCAGAUGUGAUUGUAGCUGAGGUGACCCAGCCCUCUCUGGGUGUUGGCUAUGAGCUGGGUCGGGCCGUGGACAUGCGCAAGAAGAUCUUCUGCCUCUUCAGGCCGUCGUCAGGCCGAGUGCUGUCGGCCAUGAUCCGCGGCGCCGAGGACGGUUCUCAGUUCCACGUGAGGGACUACUCUGAGGAGGAGGUGGAGCGCAUUCUAGAGGAGUUCUUCAGCAGCCUGGCCAAGAACUGAGUGGAACCCGACUCGGAACCUCAUUUAGCACCUGGAGGGGUUGCCUGUCCCCCCUCUUGGACCUCCUGGUGGGAGGGUGGGGGCUAGUUCUACUCUCAAGAGCAGCCUGGACGUGGAGGAGAGGGGUGUCUGUGGGACCGCAUUGCUGGGAUGUAGUUUGCUCUACUUUGGUCUGUAGUUAUAAGGGACCAUUGAUGGUGAAAGGGAGAAACAGUGGCUUUAAAGAGUGUGUGUGUGUCAUGCAAGACUCUGUCAUCCCACAUACACACACAUAUUUGUUUGUCACAACAACCAUGUGUCUUAAUCAUUCACAAAUAUAUACGUUUAGCUGAAUGUCCGUUAUACCAAUGAAGUACUGUUUAAUUGCAUUAAUUAUGAGACACUUUUCCCCUGUUUGUACAUGCACCCACAUGCCUAAAUGCUAAGGACCGAAAAUAGUGACGGCAGAUUCGGUAAACUUUGAUGGAGGUUGAUAAUAAAAGAUUUCUAAUAA
Messenger RNA from Clupea harengus (Atlantic herring), 1313 nucleotides. It is a transcript of the gene dnph1, whose product is annotated as 2'-deoxynucleoside 5'-phosphate N-hydrolase 1. The record is from RefSeq and is a predicted model, not a curated record. Lineage: Eukaryota; Metazoa; Chordata; Actinopteri; Clupeiformes; Clupeidae. Gene Ontology annotation, cellular component: nucleus. Gene Ontology annotation, biological process: deoxyribonucleoside monophosphate catabolic process. Gene Ontology annotation, molecular function: 5-hydroxymethyl-dUMP N-hydrolase activity.